GUGGACGAGACGACAGAACACAGACAGAAACCCAAAUAAGUUGAUAGUCCUUCGUAAUCAUCAUCAUCAUGCUGGGAGGAGGAUUCAAAGCAGAGAGGUUAAGAGUGAACCUCCGCCUGGUCAUCAACCGACUCAAACUCCUUGAAAAAAAGAAAACUGAACUCGCUCAAAAGGCAAGGAAGGAGAUCGCCGAUUACCUGUCAUCAGGAAAAGAUGAGCGGGCACGGAUCCGUGUGGAGCACAUCAUCAGAGAGGACUAUCUGGUGGAAGCCAUGGAGAUCCUCGAGCUUUACUGCGACCUGCUGCUGGCUCGCUUUGGCCUCAUUCAGUCUAUGAAGGAACUGGAUCCAGGCUUACAGGAGGCAGUGUCCACCCUCAUCUGGGCAGCACCUCGUCUUCAGUCAGAGGUGUCUGAACUAAAAAUUGUAUCUGAACAGCUGUGUGCAAAAUAUAGCAAGGAGUACGGCAAGCUGUGCAGGACAAACCAGAUUGGCACAGUCAAUGACAGGCUGAUGCACAAACUGAGCGUGGAGGCCCCUCCCAAGAUCUUGGUGGAGCGCUACCUGAUAGAGAUCGCCAAGAACUAUAACGUGCCGUAUGAACCUGACGCGAUGGUCCGGCCUGAGGUGUGUCCCGGAGAGGAGGCAGACCUGAUUGAUGUGGACACUGACAAGAAGUCCGGAGGAGGAGGAGGUGGUGGAGGUUUCACUGCGCCUCCUGCUGCUGCUAUGCCUAUGCCUAUGCCCAUGCCUAUGCCCAUGCCAAUGCCAACAGCUUUCAACUAUCCACCUCCAAAAGGAUCCGUACCAUAUAAUGCUCCCAUUGGAACCUAUGACAACUUCCAGCACCCCAUGGGAGGAGGGCAGCCCCCUCAGCUGCCCACUUCUCCCCCCACAUAUGAGUCCAUUGAUGACCUAAAUGACAAACCCUCUGUUCCUUCCCAGGCUGUAGGUCCUGGGCCUUCGUCUCAGGUGUUUGACAACAACGCUCUCCCAGAACUCCCCUCUGUUCCCGACACACUCCCCACAUCCUCCUUCGGCGGAAACACCACCUCCUCUGAUGACAUCGACUUUGAUGAUUUAACACGGCGGUUUGAGGAGCUGAAGAAGAAGACUUAAUUGCUAUAUCCCUGGUUUAUAUACACACACACACACACACACACACACACACACAGGCCUGUGUCCUCACCUACACAGCUCAGAACAGGAAAUGGAAAAUGGUCAAGGCUCUCUAUCAGAUUUGGGUAGUUCUCCUCCCCCUUCCACAGUGUAGUAACAUAGAUGUAUUCUUACCUCAUUUAUAUGAAUAAGACCAGCUUACUGAGGGUGUGGUUGCUCAUUGGACCUUGUCUCUUAUUAGAAAUCUCAUUUCUGUUGGCACUACCAAUGAGUACCAUAUGUUUUAAUUUCUUUCUAUACAACACAUAAUAUAAAUUCUUACAUACAAUCAUGUUGGUGUUGACCUCUGUUCACUCCUUCUCAUUUAAGAUCACACCAACUUUUAACUUUUUUUUCCAUUUGUCUGUGUCAUAUCCUGUAUAAUCAAACCUAGAUUUUAAUUGUUGCUUAUCUCUGGGUUUCUUUUGGCUCUGACUAAUAUUUACAACACAUGCCUUGAUUCUACUUUGCACAUGCUGUGUUGCUGUGAUCUUUGCCACUGUGUCACUCAGUCCUGUCUCUCAGACUAGUCAAACAAGCCCAACCGGCCGCCCCAGUUUGGUGGGGGACUGGCAUUCACGCUAACAAAGCCAACAGAUUGUCUCCAAGGCGAGAGUACAAUGCCCAACAUUUUUUUUCAUAAAGGCAUCGGGACAGACAGAAGCCAUAUUUUCAGUGUCUUGUGCAGUCGCACAGUUUUGUCACUGUGGAAAGGAUGUUUUUCAAACACUCCUCACUCACUGAGCUUCUCAAACUUUAGAGUUUAUUUAUACCAGACAAAAAGGGGUGUAUGAGUCCCUGGUGGCACAUGUCAAACCUGUUCUGUUCAUCUGUUACGGGGGUGAUGGGACACAGAUGUGAAGUGAUUAGACAGUGUAUGGAAAUCUGUAAUAUAAUACAUUUACAAUGAUAUAGAUAAGAUAACACAAAUGAUUUAACUGUACAGUGAAGAGUUUGGUAGUAGGGAGUUGUUCAAUAUUUGACAAAUCUGUUUUAUACACAGUACCUCCAAAUAAAGUUUUUUUGUCCUUUUGAAUGUCGGUUUUACCAAAUACCUGCACUUUCUUAUCAUUGAAGCUCUUAAUUUGCAAGCAAAAUCUGUGCAGACGAAGGUAGUCCCUAAUUUGAGAAGAUGCAAAUAUUGACCUGGAGAAAUAGGUUUGUGUUGUCCUCUGUGAUUCUUUGUGCAUGUGUCUUAUACUGUAUGUGCGCCACUGCAUUUGCCUUAGUUACCAUCUCUCAUCAGAGGCCUUGCCAGUCUGUACUAGGAUUAUGCAUUUUUUAUCCAUUAAGACUGGAUAUGCCACCUGUAUCAAGUUUAAGUUGCUUUAUUUGCUUUACCCAUAAACAAUUCUUUAAAAUCUGUUGAGUUGAAAUUUGCGAAUUGGAUGAAUGAAAAGAAAAACAAACAUCUGUACUGGCAAUAGAGGUUUCUGUUUCUUAUGGAGAAAUAGGAGUGAGAAGGUUCUGUUGUCGUUCAGAUGCGUUGCGUUGUUGCAACGUAACCACACCACCAUUUGCAUGGCAAAUGAAGGGUGGCCUUGAAUAAAAUGAUUCACUAGUCUCUGGAGAGCAUGUUGAAAAGCUUUCCAGCUGAGAGAUUAGACAAAAGUUUAUAGGUUUUACAAGUGUUGGAGAAAGUAGAGAGAGAUUAUUAACACUACAGAACUGUGAUCUGCUCACUGUCUUUUCUAUGUUGGACUGUUCUUUCAUGCUAAACCUUGAGACACAAAAUGGUGUCUUGUUGCAAAAAAACAGGAUUUUUUUCCACUGUAUACUAAAAUAAGCAAUUUAAUAAAAGAUUAUUUGGAACUGGA
Molecule: messenger RNA, 2974 nt
Organism: Lates calcarifer (barramundi perch)
Lineage: Eukaryota; Metazoa; Chordata; Actinopteri; Centropomidae
Gene: ist1
Product: IST1 factor associated with ESCRT-III
Exons: 10
Coding region: 69-1118 (349 amino acids)
Biological process (GO): protein transport
Source: RefSeq, a predicted model, not a curated record